AUGGACGCUUCAAACGCCCGAGAUAGCUCGGUGCAGCAAACAGAGUCAGAAACCCCUGCAUCCAAUGCUAUACUAGAAUCACUGGAGACCGAACUCGAAGCUGCUAGGGCUCAGCAACAAAUAAACGCCGGUGCUUUGAGCCUCAAUGUGGGGCGCGACGGAAAUGCUAUUCGAGGCAUUGUCUUCUCCUUGAUAGAGGAAUGGUGGGAGAAGCGUUCAACCACAAACCAGCCUCAACAGCCCUCCACAACCCAUGGAGUGGAGGUUGACGACCAUCUUCCACCACGAAACUCACCCAUAGCAGCGUCAAAUGGCCAGUCCUCAAACAAGAGACAUUGUCCAGACACUACCACUCAAGCGCGCAGCACUUCAUCGGCCCAGCUCCCUCCAGAUAAUCUGGUCAGCGACAUCCUCGAUGCUUACUUCUCUGUAGCUCAUCCAUUUAUUCCGAUAAUUCACGAAACGCUCUUUCGUUCUCGAUUACAAGACCCAACAGAGAGACCUAAACUCACAGUUGUACUCCAUGCCAUGAUGGUUUGUGCCCUGCGAUAUGUCGCAAAUGAGCGAUUGGCAGGAGAGUGGCUUGAAUUAUACCCGGAUGCUUUGCAAAGGUCUCGAGAGUUCGUAGUUCUAUCAGGGAUGGAUGGACUAUCUGUAGAGAACCUCCAAGCACUCAUCAUCGUUGCCUUUGUGCACAUCGGUGAUGGGAAUGCAAGCAAGGCCUGGCCUGUUGUUGGGACACUCACACGGGCAGUUGUGUAUCUGGGUCUUCACACCGAGCCGGAAGAGACUGACACGGGUGAAGCUGCCCUCAGACCACACUUCUGCCUGCCACCUGCUCAGGUGUGGACGGAAACAGAGGAAAGACGGCGGGUAUUUUGGAAUGUGUUUUUACUUGAUCGGUAUGCACACCUGUCACCUGUCUUCAAUCAGCAAUCAUGGGGUCUAACUAGUCUAAAGAUUUUGCUCGACGGUCACAGGAAAAGAUGGAAUACAAACUUAUCCAGCGAAGACGUUCAAGUGCGACUACCCAGCGAUGGACUGUACUGGGUCAAAGAGGAACCAGUGACCACUCCGUUCUUUCACAUUUGGGAGGCAUCUUUGGGAAAUAUAGGCAAAUCUGUGUCCUUCCUGCCCAGUCACUUUAUUUCUCUUGCAGAUAAAGAGAAGGAAACCACAGACACGGUGCCAACAUCCGAGCGUGCUUCUCCUAUUAGUCGAGCGCCGGAAAAUCGAUCAGUAGAUGUGUCGACUAUUGGAUCCUUUGCCUAUUGUGUGGAAGCCACUGAGUGUCUCAAUCGCGUCGUUAAAUUCUUCCUUCAACGAUCUGUCAAUUUUCAAAGCAGACAAGAAUUCAAUGCGUGGUUGACGCGCUUCAAGGAGCUAGAUCUCCAACUGAUUCACUGGAAAAUGUUUUUGCCUCGAAGGUGGAAGGACUCCAAUAUUUCCAGAGAGCCGGCAUUUGUUCACAUGGAUCCCAAUCUAACCCUUGCUCACAUCACUCAUAAUACAUCCAUGAUUCUACUGCAUCAAUGCAUCGCGUAUCCACGUGCCAACAUUCUCGAAAAACUGAAGCCUGCAAGUACUGCGAGUGCUGAAACCUGUCAACUUGCUGCCUCAGAGACCGCCAACACUGUCCAGAAAUACCUACAAUAUACACCAUUUGUGGGCUUGGUGAACUCGCAGUUCACGUUCUGCACAUAUAUAAGUGCCCGCGUUAUGAUGAUACACUCGCACAUCCAUCGCACUGAUCUUCCCGAUGCACAUCAUGUCCUUCUAUCCAGUCUUCAAGAAAUGUCUACCCGCUGGGUCUCAACGAACCCAAGUUUGAAGCUCAGCUCGGAAACGAGGAAUUUCGCCGAAGGUCUCUCUAUCCAACUUCAGACCCUACAGGGAAUGAUGGGUUCUACUUCUUUCAGUAUUACGGCCUCUGAUUAUAUCGAUGAGGUUAACUACGCACUGGGAGCCCAACCACCAACCGCCAGCCCGGCCGAUAGCCAAUGGAUCCGGGAACAUAGAGCACGACAGCGCCACAGUAUCAUACCGGUGGGCGCGAGGCAAUCUCGUUACACCGACAACAACCGACGGACUGGUUCCGAUCAUCAAAGUCCUUUCUCUCAUGCGUAA
This is a messenger RNA of Penicillium vulpinum, 2127 nucleotides long. Its product is annotated as fungal specific transcription factor domain-containing protein. Gene Ontology annotation, cellular component: nucleus. The transcript has 5 exons. Lineage: Eukaryota; Fungi; Ascomycota; Eurotiomycetes; Eurotiales; Aspergillaceae. The coding region runs from base 1 to 2127 and encodes 708 amino acids. The record is from RefSeq and is a predicted model, not a curated record. Gene Ontology annotation, biological process: DNA-templated transcription. Gene Ontology annotation, molecular function: zinc ion binding; DNA binding.